UUUGAGGCACAAACCCAACUCAUCCAAAAUCUGUUUUAGUUCCACCAUGACACAUCCCAUUUUAUUGCUUGGACUUCUGAUGGCAGCCUAUUUUAGUGUUUCUCAAGGUGAAAAUGCCUUCUCACAUUAUUGGGAAGAGCAUAUUGGUCUUCCACGCCCUCCACAUUGGUUAACUGCAAAGGCUUCUCCAUUAAGCCUCCAUCAAACUUUAAAGUUUAUGAAAUUUAUGGAGGAAAAUGAAUUGCCUUCCCAUCUACGUUCGUUUUGUAAGCAAGCUAAUAUUGCUUGUUCUACAAAUGCACUAUUGAAUAAGGCAAUGAAUGACACAACUUUACCGCCAGUAGCCCGAUGGAAUUUUGCCAAAUUGAAAUAUGAUUCUCCAAAUGAAAUGCCCCUAUCAGUUGCCAGCCAAGGGGGAUUGCCAUAUUUCCGGGAGUCAAUGGUGAAAAAAGGAGGUUUUAUGCCUAUCCCUGAUCUAAGGGACCCAAUGUCAUAUAAAUCAUUCUUGCCGCGACUUCUGGCAUCAAAAAUCCCAUUUUCCUUUGCUCGGAUUGAGGAAUUGAAGAGUCUAUUGGGUGUAGUAAAUGAAUCAAACAUGGAUGAGUAUAUUCAAAACACUCUCCAGCUAUGUGACAAAAGGUUGAUUCUAGGUGAGCAAUGCAUGACUUGCGCAACUUCUGCUGAGGAUCUCAUUGAUUUUGUUGUUAAGAAAUUAGGGCAUCGUGUACUUAUAUGGAGUACUGAGAGUGUUGAAGGAUCUUAUGAGAAUGUCAAAAUUGGAGCUGUGAAACUCAUCUAUGGAAACCUUUCUGAACCACCAGCCUUAUGUCAUAGUCUGCCAUUCCCAUUUCAAGUCUAUUAUUGUCAUGUUCUUCGAAAAGUAAAAUUAUAUGCCGUCGAUAUACAUGCUCGGAAGAAAGUGAAUCAUGCGAUCAUGGCAUGCCACUAUGACACAUCAACCUGGAAUUCAAACCAUCUUGCAUUUAAGCUGUUGGGUUUUGGUCCAGGCCUAAUUGAAGUUUGUCACUGGAUAACUGAGAAUGGAGUGGUUUGGACAAAGGCUCAAGAUUGAGCAGCAUUUGAAGAUUUGAUUAACUUCUACUUCUAUUGUUUGUGUUGCAUGUUAUUGCACAUUAUGCUAUUUCAGGGAUAAAUAAUGACCUAUCUUGGCUUA
Molecule: messenger RNA, 1174 nt
Organism: Macadamia integrifolia
Lineage: Eukaryota; Viridiplantae; Streptophyta; Magnoliopsida; Proteales; Proteaceae
Product: polygalacturonase non-catalytic subunit AroGP2-like
Exons: 2
Coding region: 47-1072 (341 amino acids)
Source: RefSeq, a predicted model, not a curated record